CAUAGCUAUGCACCAGCAUGGAAACCAUUAAAAUCAAUCACUCUCUAUCGAGGUCAGCAGGUAUGUGCUGUCAGACAACCCCAUGCACAGUGAUCACAGUACACUGAUAUGUGUGCACAUUUCCCAUGACGACACCCCUUCAGUAGACUUACUCUUUUAAUAAUGUACAGUUUUGUCUAAACAACAUUUGACACUUUUGACGUGUAAGUUUUGCUUCCUUAUUGUUUUCAAGUACAGUAGCCUACCUGGUUUAAUCAUAUUGUGUAAUUUACAAGAUACACAGUACUAUGAAACUGUAUAAUCCUGUCUCUAAUUGACAUGAAAGUAGGCCUGCCUAAAAAUAGGGCCUAUAUAGGCCUAUUUCCAGUGGCGGAUUUAGGAGGGGUGGCGCGUAAGGGGCGUAGCCCCCCCCCCCCCAAUAUUUUUGCAAAGAAAAAAUUAAACCCACAGUGUUAAAGUCUUCUUUUCCUACCAUACACCCUAGGAGAGUGAUAUUCAUAAAUCCACUUGGUGAGAAAUAGAAUUACACUUGUAACUCAAUGUUAAUACAGUAGCGGAUUUUGUUGUUUGACGACUUUUUUUAACGGAUUUUGGAUAUUAGUUUUCCUUUUUGCUGAUUUUGUGAUUUUUAUGCUCAGUGUUGCUGAGAAACCUCAUCAUGUUUUCUAGAAGUGAAAUUUCUCUUAGGAAAUGGUGUACAUUUAUGAGCCUUUGCAUGUUGUCAAAGAUUAUGUUUGAGAUGUUCGUGGAGGAAGCACUAAAACCCACAGCUGAAGGGCCGGACUUGUAUAGGCCUACUGAAGUCACUGCAACCAUCGAAAACCAAGUAUGUGCUCCAGUCAGAAAAAUAGUUUUUGCAAAGACUCAUAAAACGGCAGGCUCUACAGUAGCCUCCAUCAUUGACAGGUAUUCAUUCAACCAUCACCUUUCAGCACCUGUAAAUGGCUUUGUCAGAAACAUUUCCCAAUUUGUCCAUUUCAAUCGCACUUCUGUUUCAGCAAUUACGGAGCUGGACGUGUUCACUCGCCAUGUUCGUUAUAACCAUAAGGAAUUUGAUUUGGCUAUUCCUGGAGCUAAACACGUGACCAUCCUCAGAAAUCCAGUGUAUCAAUUCGAGUCUGCAUUUGUGUUUUAUGAGGUUGCUGACAAGCUUAACAUAUCAAAAUUUGAAAAUCCGAUGGAUAUGUUCUUUCAGAAACCACACGAGUACAUAUCUCAAAGGUUUUACCGAUGGGAGACUGUUUUUAAUCAUCAGUUG
Messenger RNA from Anneissia japonica, 1258 nucleotides. Its product is annotated as galactosylceramide sulfotransferase-like. NCBI's taxonomy places the organism in Eukaryota, Metazoa, Echinodermata, Crinoidea, Comatulida, Comatulidae. Gene Ontology annotation, molecular function: galactosylceramide sulfotransferase activity. Gene Ontology annotation, cellular component: membrane. Gene Ontology annotation, biological process: glycolipid biosynthetic process. The record is from RefSeq and is a predicted model, not a curated record.